AUGCUCUGUCCAAGAGGCCAUGCCACAACUUCCGAAGGAAAGAAGCUGCGCCUCUUUUCCAGGUACGACUGCGAUGUUUGUCAUCAAAAAGUGUCGGAACGAGGUGGAAUGUACCACAAGUGCAUGGCCGGCUGUGACUUUCGCGUGUGUGGAAUGUGCAAGAAAGAGGCGGAGAAGAGCAACUACUUUGUCGAACCCUGCACUUUUGCAUUUCCAAGUGGCCUUGGGCCCUUUGAGAUUCGGCGCACCCGCUUGCAGUCCCAUGAUUUGAUUGCUCUACGCCGUGCCAAUGUGGGGGAUUGGGCUUUGGGGGAGACCUUUUUCCAAAGCGCUCCAAGCCUUCGGAAGUGCUGGGGUGCAUUAUUGCAGAACGGAGUAGUCGUGGAGGGUCCAGGUGGCCAAAGAUAUAUUUCUGUUCAAAUGUCACCAAUCGCGACUGUGCGCCUCUCCUUGGAAGUGCGCGAGGCGAACAAGAUCCCCGAUGUUCCUGGGGUCAUGGUGGCGUGGAUGUAUGCUUUGCAGCUUGAGUGGUCUAUGAUUCUCAGCAUGAUGGAUGAGAAUCAAGAUGAUGCCUCUGCCGAGUGGUCUUUCCUCAAGCUGGGGGGCCUAGUUUACUUUCAGCAAAAGGAGGACCAACGAUCUUUCCAGGUGCUUUGUGCAAACUCGAUUGCUUUUCAUCCACGUGGUUGCAUGCAGUUCUCUGCUGCCCAGCCAUGGUGCUCCGAGUGGACGCAAAAAUUGUCCCGCAGAUUUCACAAGGUCACAGCACAAAAGUGGGCAAGUGCCGGUGCUCGUUAUGUUUGUUGGGUUUGUCCCGAAGAGAAGAUCUUGAGACCCGGUGCUCGCAACGGUGGCUUCGCAUUUCUCUUCCAUGAGCUCGAUGAAGAAGAUGUGGCGGGUCAAGACCGUUUUUUUUUGAGGUUGUGGGCAAGCCUCUCCGCCAAGGUCACGGCUAUCAAGGCCCACAAACAUCACAAGUCCAGCACGUGGAAUCCAUGGAAUCCCAAACAGCCUUGUCCUACCGAGUGGUGGGGGAAGUGCCAGUGA
Molecule: messenger RNA, 1047 nt
Organism: Durusdinium trenchii
Lineage: Eukaryota; Dinophyceae; Suessiales; Symbiodiniaceae
Source: the annotation of a GenBank genome assembly